GAUUGUGUCAUAUUUUCAUGUUUGCACUGCUUACAUUACGUUACAUUAAAAAUCCCAGAUAAAAUAAAUAUAUAAUAGGAAAGAUUUGAACUAAAUUGUAAAAUUAAAAGGGAUAAUUAGUGAUCCCAAUUAGUGAGAUUAAUAUUAAAGUUCAGUGACUAAUGUAAGGUCAAUAUUAUGUAUACAUUACUACAUGGUUUUUACAAAUAUAUGGUUCAAAAGGAUGAAUAUUGUGUAUUAAUAUUAGGAUUAGAUAAUGCUGGUAAAACUACAUAUCUUGAAGCAGCUAAAACAAGACUUACCAAAAAUUAUAAAGGAAUGAAACCAAAUAAAAUAACAACAACAGUUGGAUUAAAUAUCGGCCAAAUAGAUGUAUCUGGCAUUCGACUCAAUUUUUGGGAUUUAGGAGGGCAAAGUGAAUUACAGUCUUUAUGGGAUAAAUAUUAUGCCGAGUCACAUGCUGUUAUUUACAUUGUCGACUCAUCAGAUCGAGAUCGAAUACCAGAUUCUAAAGAAACAUUUGAUAAAAUGAUUUCCAGUGAAUGUUUACGUGGAGUUCCAUUAUUGGUAUUAGCAAAUAAACAAGAUAUUCCAGACUGUAUGGGUGUAAGAGAAGUUAAACCAAUUUUUAAUAAAAAUGGUCAUUUAAUUGGACGAAGAGAUUGUAUGGUAAUGCCAGUGUCUGCCUUAACAGGGGAUGGUAUUAAUGAAGGAAUUUUAUGGUUAGUGGAUUGUAUCAAACGAAAUAGUGAUAUUAGACCCCCUAGAAAUUUGGAGGAAUCAUAAA
Chrysoperla carnea is the source of this 787-nucleotide messenger RNA. It is a transcript of the gene Arfrp1, whose product is annotated as ADP-ribosylation factor-related protein 1. Gene Ontology annotation, molecular function: GTPase activity; GTP binding. Gene Ontology annotation, biological process: Golgi to plasma membrane protein transport; protein localization to organelle; intracellular protein transport. The record is from RefSeq and is a predicted model, not a curated record. The transcript is spliced from 5 exons. Gene Ontology annotation, cellular component: Golgi apparatus. The coding region runs from base 178 to 786 and encodes 202 amino acids. NCBI's taxonomy places the organism in Eukaryota, Metazoa, Arthropoda, Insecta, Neuroptera, Chrysopidae.